AUGUCGACUGAGAAUCCCAAGAUUGUGACCAGCUCAAACUCUACGGAGAAGCCUACUUCGGGUCCUCGUAGUGCUAUGCGCAACGUGAAGGGUGAGGGCAGCUCCAGCAACCUGGGCACUUUUGGCGUGAAGAGUGGUCUUGCUCAGAUGUUGAAGGGAGGUGUCAUUAUGGACGUCGUAAACGCUGAACAGGCGCGUAUCGCCGAAGAAGCUGGUGCGUGCGCUGUUAUGGCACUGGAGCGUGUGCCUGCAGACAUUCGUGCCGACGGUGGCGUGGCUCGUAUGUCGGAUCCUGCCAUGAUUCAGGAAAUCAUCGACGCUGUGACCAUUCCUGUGAUGGCCAAGUGCCGUAUUGGACACUUUGUCGAGGCACAGAUCCUGCAAGCUAUCAAUGUGGACUACAUUGAUGAGAGUGAGGUUCUGACACCUGCGGAUGAAGAGCACCAUAUUAACAAGCACAACUUCAAGGUGCCUUUUGUGUGUGGCUGCCGAAACCUUGGCGAGGCUUUGCGCCGCAUCAGUGAAGGCGCUGCUAUGAUUCGCACAAAAGGUGAGGCUGGCACCGGCAAUGUCGUGGAGGCUGUGCGUCACCAGCGUACUGUUCAGGCUGAGAUUCGUCGUGUGGCCCACAUGAGCGAUGACGAGCUGUACUCGUACGCUCGUGAGAUUCAGGCGCCGUUCCACCUGCUGAAGGAAACUGCCCGUCUGAAGCGCCUGCCUGUGGUGAACUUUGCUGCUGGUGGUGUUGCUACACCUGCUGAUGCUGCUUUAAUGAUGCAGCUGGGUAGCGAUGGUGUGUUUGUGGGUUCUGGCAUUUUCAAGGGGGAGAACCAGGCGGAGCGUGCCAAGGCCAUUGUGCAGGCUGUGGCGCACUACAACGACCCUGCUAAGCUUGCUGAGGUAUCCACGAACCUAGGUGAGGCUAUGGUCGGUAUUACUAUCUCCGACAAUAUGAAGGGUGGCAAGCUUGCGUCCCGCGGCUGGUAA
Messenger RNA from Malassezia pachydermatis, 987 nucleotides. RefSeq names its product vitamin b6 biosynthesis protein. The record is from RefSeq and is a predicted model, not a curated record. Lineage: Eukaryota; Fungi; Basidiomycota; Malasseziomycetes; Malasseziales; Malasseziaceae. The coding region runs from base 1 to 987 and encodes 328 amino acids. The transcript has a single exon. Gene Ontology annotation, molecular function: amine-lyase activity. Gene Ontology annotation, biological process: pyridoxal 5'-phosphate biosynthetic process; amino acid metabolic process; pyridoxine biosynthetic process.